Messenger RNA from Anopheles bellator, 1469 nucleotides. RefSeq lists its product as uncharacterized. Bases 94 to 1332 code for a protein of 412 amino acids. NCBI's taxonomy places the organism in Eukaryota, Metazoa, Arthropoda, Insecta, Diptera, Culicidae. Gene Ontology annotation, molecular function: sequence-specific DNA binding. The transcript has 2 exons. The record is from RefSeq and is a predicted model, not a curated record.
UCAAAGGAAAUCAAGGAAAUCAUCAAGGAAAAGGAACCAGAGCAAGGAACGUGCACGGUUGCUUACGGGAAUCAUUUUACCUUGUGUCCGGCAAUGGGUGGUUGUCGGUGUACCUUUCGCGAGUGCGUGAAUGCUACCUCCUGGCGGAAAGAGUUGCAUUUCUUUCGAUACCCCGCCAACGAACCAGAGCGUUUGCGAAAGUGGAUACAAAAUGCCAAUCGAAUAGAUUUUCUCGAUUUGCCGAAGGACAAACUGACGAAUAAAGUGGUUUGCCAAGAACAUUUUGAGCAGAGCAUGUUCAUGAAUUACUUGCGAGAACGCUUAACGAAGCUCGCCAUUCCCAGAUUGAUGCCGAUGGAGGACGGCAGGACGCUGAACGUGGAAACGGAUGAAAUCUCAGACAUGGAUUCGACGGAAGAGUGGGGUGCGCGGGAAGUAGCAAGAACAGAUUCUGCAUUGGCGUAUAGCGCCAAACAGUCCCCAAAUUCAUCGCUUAAAGCCGUAAACAGACAGGAAGAUGAACAGUAUCAACCGACGAUGAAGAAAGUAAAAAUUCUCAAUUCACAAGCAUUGAUCCUAAACAAAAUCAAAAGCGAACCCCCCGCUACCGUAUUGCGUAUAAAAACCACGAAGAACUGCUUGAACAAAGUCGCCACAGGACAAUCGGCGAUUGUGAGCGUGGAAAAGGUUUCCAAGAGCCCCAAUCCCACUGCUACUAUGACGAUAAAACCUGUUGACAGCCCGUCGCAAAGCGAAGCUGAAAUACUGCUACACUCGAUAGAGGACGAAGCAGAGGACAAUGAGCAAGAGCAGUGCGUGGACAAAAAGCCUGCGGCUCACUUGAAUUCCCGCCGAGAAGAGGUCAGUCCGCUGGAAGUUCGUGACACCGAAACGACCAGCGUGCCGGCAGUUGACCCCAAUCUGUCGGAAACUCUUGAACGAAACAAUCGUGAGAUAGCGGAUCUUAAGAAGCUCGUCGAGCAGCUACUGAAUCGUCCUACACCGCAACCAAGCAUUACUAGCCCUCCCGUUGCACCGGUGACCACGAUAAAAAUGGAGAAAGGUCCCCAGCUCACCAAGGCUCAGCUGUUCAAUGGUAUCAAGAGAUAUCUUAACCCGUCUAUGGUAACGCUGCUGCGAAUGGAGCUGUUUGCGGGAGCCCCGAAUCGUGUGUGGAAAACGGACGAAAAGUCACUGGCGGUCGACCUGCUCAACAUUGGUGAGCACGUUUACGAUCACUUCACGGAAGAGUUUCGCUUUCGGUUACCAUCGAAGAGCGACGCGCGCGUUUGGAAAGAUUCCGGUGAAAUUGAUGCCGACGAUGCUUGCUAGAAGGGGUUUUGCGUCACCUAGCAAAGCUGUACUGCGUCGAGUACUACCGAUUAAUAUUGUUCUCUAUAGGGGUGUACAGACACCGGAAGCGACUCAUUUUAUUUGACAAUAAACUUUAAUUUUACUCUGAAAUUGCC